UCGCGGAGGGCAAGUUCACAACCGUGAGGUCGCGAUGGGACUGGAGUGGGCCUCGGUUCUCGGCCGCGUCGGCGCCCAGUGGACCAAGGGAGGGGAGGGGGCCUGGGACGCGGGGAGUACGACAUCGCAUAGGCUAGUGCGGAUGAGUCAAUCAUUCGCAAUGAGUCGGAGGGGGGGUGGUUCCGGGGGGGGCGGUGGUUUAGGGGGGUCAGAUUUUAUCCCUGUUUCCGAUGCUGAGAUGGCCAAGCUGAGGAGGGCCUCAUGCGUUUGGAAAUACGUUACGCUGGGGCAACCGGUAGGCACGUGGGACAAGUUUCACGGUGACCGCAAGUUGCGAUGCAACUUGUGCAAGCACCUAUGGCAGAGGAACCAAUCGAAGGCCGCGAGAUACUUCUGCCAGUUGAAGAAGUGCCGUGUUGCGCAGUUCGAUGUGCUCGUUGACAUUUGGAACGACACGGACUACAGAUUCGAUGACCGACAUCACGCAUCCAUCCGCGCAUACAUGGAGGAGCAUGGCAUCAGAGACUCCCGAGCAGUUGCUGGAGGCCGUAUAGGAGCGGAUCCUUGCACUGCAGGUAAGGACGACGUGCAGGACGUGCUUGACGAGAUGGAGGAGCGGGAGGGGGUGGAGUUGCCAGGGGAGGAGGUCGUGAUGACAUCGUGUGGGGAAGACCCUGAUAUGCGAAAGGGGAAAAGGGCGAUGGGGGAGACCGACCGGGCAGCGACUCGACCGGGGAAGAGGGUCCACCAGUCCAAGAACGACGAGGUCUACACUGCGGACAAGCAAUCGGUCUUCAACGACAAGUUUCUACAGUGGAUCUAUGACUCUGGCAUUCCGUUCAAUGCGUUCAGGAGGCAAUCGUGGAGGGAGGUCCGGAAGGCGGCGGAUGAGCUGCCUAGAGGAGUCCAGAUGCGAUUUCCUUCCUUUAAGGAAAUCGGUAGAGAUGGAGUGCCCGAGCAGAGGGCGAAGGUGGCGUCUUUAUUACGGGAGGUCCGAGAGUCGUUCAGUCACAGCGGCGCCACCAUCUUGUCGGAUGGUCGAAAAUCGCGUGAUUCUCAACCCAUCGUGAACUUCCUUGCUGCAGGUGCCAAUGGCGCCCUACUCUACGCCACCAUUUGCCGUGACAGUUCUGUACAGGAGACGGGCGCCAUUGUCUUCCACAGGUGGAAGGCCAUCAUUGAGUCCUUCCCUGCGAAGGACGUCAUAGCUUUCUGUACAGACUCCGCUAGGAACUGCACUUUGCCUCCCGUUUGCUCGCCGCUGACACCAUUAUCCAUUCGAGAUGGCGAGUUCUGGCGCUAUGUCGAGUUCUUGAUUCUUGUGAUGGAGCCCAUCCAUCAGCUGCUGAGGCGGAUGGACAGAGGAGGGAUGAUGAUGUCCAUCGUCUACGAGUGGAGUCGUCAUCUCGUUCAACUUCUGACGAAGCUGGACGUUGUGCGGGCCGAUCUUCUGACCCCGUGCCUGCGAGAGGUCAGGAUGCAGCUCAUGCACUUGUUGGAGCCCGCGCACGCUGCCACUCAUCUCCUUAACCCUCGUCGUCGGUCUCUGAGGUACUACGCAUCCCUCCACACCACAACGGAGGAUGCGGAGGUUGUGCAGGAGUGUGAUCAUUUUCUCCUUGCGCAGACUGGAGGUGAUCCCACCAGCAGGGAUUACCUCGUUACUCGUGACCAGAUGCACCGAUUCCAUGUACGCAGUGGAGACUGGGGUGACAGGCUGGUGUCGGAUGCCGAGGCGGAGGGUUUGCAUAGGGAUCAGGGGACGCACCGUUGCGCGGCGUGGUGGUUUGCCCACGGCACUGCCCACCCUGAGUUACAUGUUAUCGCUAUCCGUGCGAUGCACAUGUGGACGUCAGCCUCUCCCGCGGAGAGGAAUUGGGCGGCCCACAAGCGCAUUCAGACGGCAAAGCGGAGCAACCUUGGCUUCGCUAAGCUGGCACAACUGGUUGAGAUCACGACAAAUCUCAAACUGGCUUCAUGCAGGCAGCAGGGUGGCGGAUAUGUGCUUCCGUGGGUCAUGGAGGGUGUCGACACCGAGAGACGGCUGCCGGACGAGGACGAGGACGGUGACCCCGAGCCUGACGUGUGGGGGCCAGACCUGUUGGUUUCUGCCGUAUUCGGGGAUCGGGUGGCCACUCUGCUCCCUUUCGACCAUGUGCCUCCUCCCCCGUUCCGGGGAGCAGGAGAGGGUUUUGCGGCAGCCGCUGAGGACGAAGAGGACGAUUGGACGGACGCAGAGGAUGUGGCGGGGGGCAUAGACAGGACGGUAGAGCAGGUGUACUUCACGUACGGGGGCGGGUCGGACGGGCAUGCGCCGCGGACGUCCGUCAUCACAGACGAUGUCGCCGGCGGGGCACAGGGUAGUGCCACUCGACACCCUCCAGCGGGUCGAGGUCGUGGCGCCGUUGCUCGCGACGUUCACCCCCCCACGAGGAGAGUUCUAGGGGUGAACUCGAGUGAUGAGGACGAGGGCGUGGCACCUCACGCUGACCGCCUGCGGGACCCUCGGUUCGAUCCGAGCCACCACUCCAGGGAGCAUUCAGAGCAGCUUCAUCAAUCACACAGGUUGGCAGAGCGUAGCGUUCAGGCGUCCCAGCAGCCUCAGGACAUACCGGUCGCGGAAGGGACACCGUCACACAGCGGCCCCGCUCAGGCUGCGACAUCCUCUCUGCGCACCAGCGAUUUCGAUAUCGCGGGUUCACAUGGGGGCUCACAUGUCUUACGAUGUAGAGUCCAUGACAGAGCGGAGUACAGGACGGAUGUGAGGGAGAGGGAGGAGAUUAUUGAGGAGAGGGACGCUCGCCUGGAUCGAGAGGAGGAGGCACGAUUGCAGUCCAUGCCCCGAUGGGAGGGCAGAGAGGCGUAUGAGGCCGAGCAGCGGAGGAAGAGGGAGUUAGAGACGACAGGAGCGGGUCCACCAUCAAGCGUCGGACGUAUGCCGACUUCUGACACGAUGCAGCCCUCCUCUGGGCCCUUUGAUGUUGUGGGUGGUGGUGCUGACACAUGCGGAUUGGAUGCUGGAGGCGGGGGGCAGCAGAUGUGCCAUGCGAGGGUGGUCCUGUCGGGGGUGUCGAGACAGUGGUGGCAGACACGGGAGCUGAUAGUUCCAACGACGGCGAGGAAUGGCGGGACUCAUGGAGGGGAGGAGGGGAUGGUGGACGAGGGUGGUGUGUCUUUGCCUGAGGAGGAGUUGGUGGACGAGGGGAGUGUUCGUUUGCCUCAGGAGGAGUUGGACGAGGGCGAUUCGGCUUUGCCAGAGGAGGAGUUGGUGGACGAGGGCAGUGUCCCUUUGGAGGGCAGUGUGCCUUUCGUUGAUGGCGCGACACAGGAUGACGAGGAGGGAGCAGCGGUCGACGCAGGGCGCAAUGCCUCGUCCGUGCGAGAUGGCGUGACCUGAGGGCAUGUUGAGGAGGAGGUAGCAGCCAUCGACAUGUCCCUCGCGAUUAUUGUUAGGCCCCCUUGGUGCG
Molecule: messenger RNA, 3467 nt
Organism: Chara braunii
Lineage: Eukaryota; Viridiplantae; Streptophyta; Charophyceae; Charales; Characeae
Source: the annotation of a GenBank genome assembly